AGCGGGCGGCUUCCCCCGCGACGUGGGCGGCGGGGCCAUCCGCGCGCGAUGCCCUCACGAGUCACGUCACGUGCAUGCCUGCCCGACUAGCCAAGUGGCCCGAGUAGUUUACUUCCCGCACCGCAGGCCCGCAGCCGCAGCAGUACCCGCGCGGGCCCACUCCCCCUCUCACCGGUUCCACGCCCAGCGCCAGCGCCAGCGCGGGCGCGGCUAUAAAUGGCGAGCCCCAGCAGCCCCGAGACCCCGUGCCACACAUCCAUCCCCGUUCGCCUCUUCUCCUCCCUCCUGCCGGGUCCUUAAUAAAGAGCAGCAGCGCAAGGUGAGCCGCCAGCUUGCCCCAGGUUGGUAGAGCGAGCGAGAAGAAGGCAAUGGCGGCGGAGAGCUUCCUGUUCACCUCGGAGUCCGUGAACGAGGGGCACCCAGACAAGCUGUGCGACCAGGUGUCGGACGCGGUGCUGGACGCCUGCCUGGCGCAGGACCCCGACAGCAAGGUGGCCUGCGAGACCUGCACCAAGACGAACAUGGUGAUGGUGUUCGGCGAGAUCACCACCAAGGCGAGCGUGGACUACGAGAAGAUCGUGCGCGACACCUGCCGCGAGAUCGGGUUCACCUCCGACGACGUGGGGCUCGACGCCGACCGCUGCAAGGUGCUGGUGAACAUCGAGCAGCAGUCCCCCGACAUCGCGCAGGGCGUGCACGGGCACUUCACGAAGCGGCCCGAGGAGAUCGGCGCCGGCGACCAGGGCCACAUGUUCGGGUACGCCACCGACGAGACCCCCGAGCUGAUGCCGCUGAGCCACGUGCUGGCCACCAAGCUCGGCGCGCGCCUGACGGAGGUCCGCAAGGACGGCACCUGCGCCUGGCUCAGGCCCGACGGCAAGACCCAGGUGACGGUGGAGUACGUGAACGAGGGCGGCGCCAUGGUGCCCGUCCGCGUGCACACCGUGCUCAUCUCCACCCAGCACGACGAGACCGUCACCAACGACGAGAUCGCCGCCGACCUCAAGGAGCACGUCAUCAAGCCCGUCAUCCCGGAGAGGUACCUGGACGAGAAGACCAUCUUCCACCUCAACCCGUCGGGGCGCUUCGUCAUCGGCGGGCCCCACGGGGACGCCGGCCUCACCGGCCGCAAGAUCAUCAUCGACACCUACGGCGGCUGGGGAGCCCACGGCGGGGGCGCCUUCUCCGGCAAGGACCCCACCAAGGUGGACCGCAGCGGGGCCUACGUCGCCAGGCAGGCCGCCAAGAGCAUCGUGGCCAGCGGCCUCGCCCGCCGCUGCCUCGUGCAGGUGUCCUACGCCAUCGGCGUGCCGGAGCCCCUGUCCGUGUUCGUCGACUCCUACGGCACCGGGACCAUCCCCGACAAGGAGAUCCUAAAGAUCGUCAAGGAGAACUUCGACUUCAGGCCAGGGAUGAUCACCAUCAACCUCGACCUCAAGAAGGGCGGCAACAGGUUCAUCAAGACCGCCGCAUACGGCCACUUUGGCCGUGACGACGCCGACUUCACCUGGGAGGUGGUCAAGCCCCUAAAGAAGGCAUCCGCUUAAGAAUGUAUUGGGAAGUUCACUGGACAUGAGGUUCAUCUUCGUCUGGCUCUGCUGAUACCUGCAAGGAUUGCUGCUGCUGCUGCCGCCCCUGGAUGUGUGUUUGAUCAGUGACUGGCUGCUCUGCUCCAUAGAAGAUGAAUGAAGAGAGAGAUGGUGAAGAAGGCUUUGGCAAAUGGCAAUUGCCGCAGCAAGCCAUGUCGGCGCCACUGACCGGCUUAGUGAUUGGUAUAAUUUGGUGUGGCAGCAGCCAGGAUUAAUGCGCUGGUCUUUUAUCUUUACUACUAGUUUGGUCUCGUCCGGUAUCUUAUUUUUCUUUCCCCUUUUCGAGUCUGUACUGAAACUGCUGAGAGAUUUGCAGUUUUGAUCUAUCAUAUCCUUUGGUAAUACUGUU
Zea mays is the source of this 1938-nucleotide messenger RNA. RefSeq names its product S-adenosylmethionine synthetase 1. Bases 369 to 1547 code for a protein of 392 amino acids. Gene Ontology annotation, molecular function: ATP binding; methionine adenosyltransferase activity. Lineage: Eukaryota; Viridiplantae; Streptophyta; Magnoliopsida; Poales; Poaceae. The transcript is spliced from 2 exons. The record is from RefSeq and is a predicted model, not a curated record. Gene Ontology annotation, biological process: S-adenosylmethionine biosynthetic process.